UACUUCCUUAGCAACGUGUAUCUGAACCAGGAAGUACUUGUGUAUCCUUUAGCUAACUAGCUAGCCGUGGAUAGCACAGAGUGAAACUGUGUGACAGUAAAGUUUGUCUCAGUUUAAUUCAUGCUACGCUUUUGCCUGUAAAACAUAUGCCAGGUGAACGUCGUGGUUAGCAGACAGUCGUGUCGCUUACAGGAAAGAAGGGGACGUUGUAUGCGAUGAAAAUGAUUUUCUUACCACUGUGUGAUAGGCAAUGAUAGGCUUGACAAAUUAUGCGGGGGUUAUGGAAAGUCUAAUGAAUUCUGCUGAAGAGAAGCAGCCCUCCUCUCCACUGACCAACUCAUGGGCCAAAAAACAGGAAUCAAGCAAGAGUCAAAAGCCAAAUGGUGUUGGUGGCUUUGUUUUAGUGCAUGCAGGUGCAGGAUACCAUUCAGAAUCUAAGGCCAAGGAGUACAAGCAUGUGUGCAAAAGAGCCUGCCAGCGAGCUGUCGACCAGCUCAAAGCUGGGGCACUUGCCGUGGAGGCAGUGGCUGCAGCACUAGUUGAACUUGAGGACUCUCCUUUUACAAAUGCUGGCAUGGGCUCCAACCUUAAUUUGUCCGGGGAAAUUGAGUGUGAUGCAAGUAUCAUGGAUGGAAAGUCUCUGCAUUUUGGCGCCGUAGGAGCUCUUAGUGGUAUAAGGAACCCAGUAAUGGUUGCAAACCGUCUGCUGAGUGAAGCACAGAAAGGGAAACUUUCAGCUGGCAGAAUACCACCCUGCUUUUUAGUGGGGCGGGGAGCACAUGAUUGGGCUGUCAGCCAUGGAAUACCGCCAUGCCCUUCAGAUAAAAUGGCCACCAAGUUCAGUUUAUCUGCAUACAAGAGGAACAAGCGAAAGAUGGAGCUGGCAGAGAAAAUGGACACAGGACAUAAUCAGACAAAGAAAAGACGACAAUCAAGUGAAAAUGAAAAUGGCUCAGGGUGCCUGGACACAGUUGGAGCUGUUGUUGUGGACCUGGAGGGGAAUGUAGCUGCAGCAGUGUCCAGUGGAGGUUUGGCUAUGAAACAUCCCGGCAGGGUUGGCCAGGCUGCUCACUAUGGAUGUGGCUGCUGGGCUGAAAAUGCCUGUAAUAUGAACUCUUACUCUACAGCAGUGAGUACCUCAGGCUGCGGGGAGCAUCUGAUUCGCACCAUGCUGGCACGGGAAUGCUCUGCUGCCAUGCAGUCUGAAGAUGCCCACCAAGCCCUGCUGGAGGCUAUGCAAAACAAGUUCAUCAGUUCACCCUUUCUGGCCAGUGAAGAUCGUGUUUUGGGGGGAGUAAUUGUCUUGCGAUGUUGCAGAUGUGUGGAGGCUCAGCCGUCUCAAAACUUUCAGGGUAUACUGGUGGAGUUCCUGUGGAGUCACACCACAGAGAGCAUGUGUGUUGGCUACAUGUCUGCCCAAGAUAGCAAAGCAAAGUUCAAAGAUUUUUUGGCAGUUUAUGGAAUAUGCUUCGGUCCUGUGCAUUGUGGCGGGAACUUUUGCCCACGUUCACCACACAGGAGCCACAUGGGUCCACCCUCCUCCCUCAAGAGGAGCCAUAAGGGUCCAGUGCUUUAUGAAUUGAACACACAUAUCCAGAUUGCCACCUGGGACAGUUCCUGGACAGUCUUUGGCCAUCGAGGGAGGGGUGUGUCGGCUGAUGGGUGUAGUGGAGUGAGGCGUGUUUUCCUUCCUUCUGGGCUUCUUCAGCAAUACUCCAAUAUAAACUCUUCCAUCCACCCUCAAAUACACACACACACACACCCACCACCCUCACCUCCCCACGGCCUUUGUGAUGCCAGAAGUAAUAAGCUUUUGCUGUUUAAACAGGUGUCCAGGAAGGAGGGAGGAGUGUUAGCUUCUACUUAGUGCACUUACAGGACUUCCCUUUGCCACUGUCUGCCUCCAGCAUGUACUCUAUGCCAACUUAUCCCCGAGCUCUCCAGUGUCACCUGGACUAGACUUGAUGCACCAUUGCCUUGAUGCGCCGUUUUAUGUUCUUUUGUCUCUGUUACUGUUUUUCAACUAAAAGUGGCUUCUUUCCUUUUGUAUAUAAGCUAUAAUUUUGUUUUUUUGUUGGCAAAACAGGGUGGAUAUUCAUAUUAUUUUAUAUUACUGAACAGAUGUGACUAUUUUCAAACUUUUAGGAAUUUCAAGUGCAAGAACUUGUUGCGUUUUUAAAAUACUUUUCAAUGUUAAAAAGAUGUCAGAUUGCACCGUGUGGGAUGCCUGCGACUCGAGGUUAUCAGGAAUGAAGAAUUAAAGCUGCAAGGGUUGGACGGUGACACAAAGCCUACUUAGUUUUCCACGUACAACUUCCACACAUACUCGUACACACAUGCUCUUAUUAAUCCUCCGGCGUAUUGUUUAAUGUAGCAUCAUGUGCAUCUUUGAUGAACUUUCUAACCGUUUCAGCCAUAGACUUUGCUUGGCUUUAUUUUUGUUUUUUAAAUGUGAAUACUUAGAUACUGCAUGUGCAAAAUCCACAAUAAGCCACUUUCUUUUCUCUGAUGUGCAGAAAUGCUCAAGAAGCAGGAAGCUAUGCACUUCCAGAGUGAUGCUUAUAUAUACAUAUAUAUCUAUAUAUAGUGCUCAGGCAGCAACAUUUGACCCAAGCGCCAAACAUGACUGUUAGUCAUCAUAUAGAAAUCACAGUUUAUAUUUGUACAGUCCCAGUGACAGAGACGUGUAUUUUCUUGCUAAAACAAAGUACAGUUAAAAACUAAUGUAUGCAUCAAGCCCAUGAAAUGGUGCUGUCGAGAAUUGUACUUGAAAAGAAUAAUUGUCUGAAUUGAAACUUUUGUUGGGAUAUUUGGUUUCUCUGGUUUUGCUUUUUUUUUUCUUUGCUCAGACUUUCAGUCCCAGCGAAACCAUGGUAUAGCUUGUUUGUUGUUUACUUGAAAAAUGCAACUAAUAUAAAAUGGUAUAAGCUAUGUAAAUCAUACGUGCACCGCUUUCUAAAGUGCUCAGAAGGUAAAAUAAAAUGUAUGUUGCUACGUA
This is a messenger RNA of Oreochromis niloticus (Nile tilapia), 2998 nucleotides long. RefSeq names its product taspase, threonine aspartase, 1 (gene tasp1). Lineage: Eukaryota; Metazoa; Chordata; Actinopteri; Cichliformes; Cichlidae. The record is from RefSeq and is a predicted model, not a curated record. The transcript is spliced from 15 exons. Gene Ontology annotation, cellular component: cytoplasm. Gene Ontology annotation, biological process: protein maturation. Gene Ontology annotation, molecular function: threonine-type endopeptidase activity. The coding region runs from base 251 to 1867 and encodes 538 amino acids.